This is a messenger RNA of Mytilinidion resinicola, 1137 nucleotides long. RefSeq lists its product as uncharacterized. The transcript has 2 exons. Lineage: Eukaryota; Fungi; Ascomycota; Dothideomycetes; Mytilinidiales; Mytilinidiaceae. The coding region runs from base 1 to 1137 and encodes 378 amino acids. The record is from RefSeq and is a predicted model, not a curated record.
AUGACAAGCGCCUCGUUCCAUUUCUACAACGGCCACCAGAAUGCCACCGCAGUCAUCGUCGUCGUAUGCUCCGCCAUCUCCCUUUAUAAUGCGCUCGAGCUGCUACUUCUCAUCCUGACCACUUUCCAUGUGUACCGCGGGCUGUACUUCUCGUCGCUUGUUGCCGCGAGCGCCGGGAUAAUCCUCUACGUCCUCGGGUUCCUAUUCGAGUACUUCAAACUCGCGCCGGAAGCGGUUGGGAUCGCGGUGGACACGUUAGGAUGGAUGCUGAUGGUGACGGGACAGAGCGUCGUGCUCUACUCGCGACUAGGCAUAGUCAUGGGGGAGGGGAGUAGAAGGGGGCGAGUGUUGAAGGGGGUGAAGUGGAUGAUAAUACUCGACGCAUUGAUCUUCCACACGAUGACGACAGUCGUCGUCUUCGGCGCCCACUUCAGCACCCACGCCUUCUACACCGCCUACAUCUACAUCGAAAAAAUCCAAAUGACCGCCUUCACCCUCCAAGAAUUCAUCCUGUCCGGCCUGUACAUCCACUUCGUCCUGCAGAUCCUGCGCUCGCGCCGCCCGGGCUUCAUCCCCACCUCCGCCACCACCUCCUCGAACUCGCAUCCGCGAACCUCGUCUGGCUCGACGAGGCGCAUAAUGUACCAGCUCUUCAGCAUCAACGUCAUCAUCAUCGCGCUGGAUAUCGGGCUGUUGGUCGUCGAGUACAUGAACCUCCAUGUCAUGGAGCAGACGUUCAAAGGUGUUACUUACUCCGUAAAGCUGAAAUUGGAGUUCGCGAUCUUGAGUAAGCUGGUCGAGUUGACACGACCGGCCGCGGGGCAUGGGACCGCCGACGGGAUGGAGUUUGCGUCGAAUGAGUGGACGUCUUCUGGGACAGGACCGCCCAUGGGACUAGAAGAUCUUGGGGGAAGGCAGGGGAGUGGGGCGGUGAAUUGCUUCUCAACGGAGUGGUAUGACGGCACUGAUCAUGAUCAUGGCGUUGAAUUGGGGAAAGUGGUGACGGUGGACAAACCGAGGUGGUUGGAGGAGUUGGAGAAGGAGGGGGUGGAGCGUGUGGAGCGGGUGUAUUCGAGGAGAGGGGAGGGCGGGGCGGAUGUGUUGUAUGCGGAUGCGAUGAGGUCGUUGGAUAGGUGA